This is a messenger RNA of Pistacia vera, 3358 nucleotides long. Its product is annotated as lysine-specific demethylase JMJ25-like. Gene Ontology annotation, biological process: regulation of transcription by RNA polymerase II. Gene Ontology annotation, molecular function: histone H3K9 demethylase activity; transcription coregulator activity; chromatin DNA binding. Gene Ontology annotation, cellular component: histone deacetylase complex; chromatin. The record is from RefSeq and is a predicted model, not a curated record. NCBI's taxonomy places the organism in Eukaryota, Viridiplantae, Streptophyta, Magnoliopsida, Sapindales, Anacardiaceae.
ACACUCCCUCUCUUUCUGUCUUUUGAUUUACUCUUUUCUGUUGCUGCAACUCAUGGAACGCAAUAGAAAGCAGCAGAAACCGGUGAGGGCGCCGGGAAGUUUGGAACUUGUGGGUGGAAAUUGUGAGUCUGAGAAGGGAGAAGUUGUGGCGAAGAAGCGAGGGCGAAAGCCCAAAAAGAAAGAAGAGGUCUUGGAAACUGAGAAUGGUGAAAGGGAAAUUGGAGCGGAAGAGAUGGUAAUUGACGAAAAUAAUGUUAAUGGGGUUUCUCAAAAGGAGGAAAGUCUGCGGAAUGAGGGUGGAAUAAGUGAAUUUGGUGAAGGGAAUGGAGAUAAAGCUAAGGAAAGUGAAGUAGAUGCUGGGAAGAAGGGAGUUGGAAGGAAUAGAAAUAAGGGAAAUUUAACGUGGAAAGGUGGGGAAAAGAAUAAAGAGAAGGAAAUAUUGGAACUUGUGGCUGGGGAAAAUGGUGAAAGUAUUGAAGAAGAGAAGGAAAGUGGAGUUCCUGAAGAUAAAAGGGUUUUGAAAGGUGAGAAGGAAGUGAAAUUAGAUGAAGAUUGUCAAUUGACGGUUCAAGAAGCGUUUUCUGUGAAGGAGGAAGAUGGUAAUGGGGUUUCUGAGAAUAAAAAGGAGUUUGAUGAUGUAACAAGUUUAGUGAAAAAGAGACUGAGAGGUGGUGGAAAGAAAGUAAACUAUAAUGAUUAUGAAGUAGAUGAUGAAGAAGAAGAAGGUAUUUUGGGAAAGAAGAAGAGGGGGAGGAGAGGUCGGAAAGUUAUGCAAAAGAGGAAGAAAUUGAUGGUAGUGCAAGAAAAUGGUGCUAGUGAUAAGCAAGAGAAUGAAGAAGUUAAAACUCAGAAGCACUGCCAAAAGGAUGAGAAGAAUGUUGAAGUUAGAGAAAAUGAUGAUUUGAGAUCUGAAGAAGAAAAACUAUCUGGGGUUUUGGAGGAAGAAGAUGGUGAAGAGAAUAAGGUAAGACGAAGAGGACCAAAGGAUCAAGGGAAGAAGUUGAAAGAGAAAACUGCUAGUGAUAUGUGUAAUGAAGACCAUUUGCGUUGUUGUUCACGGAGGACCUCGACAAAACAACUGCAACAUGUGUUGAAGGAUUCGAAGAAAAGAAAACCUAAUGGGAAUGGAGGGGAGUCGUUGAUGUGCCAUCAGUGCCAGAGGAAUGACAAAGGAAGGGUUGUUAAUUGCCAAAAAUGUACAACAAAGCGGUUUUGCGUCCCAUGCAUAACAAAUUGGUAUCCUAAGAUGUCAGAGGAUGAAAUUGCUUCUUGUCCAGUUUGUCUGGGUAAUUGCAAUUGCAAAACAUGCUUACGCAUGGAGGGAAAAGAUCCAGAAUUUGAAAAAGAACAGCACUCUAAGCAUUUACUUCAAGCUCUUCUCCCUUACAUCAGAACAUUUAGUGAAGAACAAAUGAAAGAGUUGGAGAUGGAGGCCCAGAUAUUAGGGGUAUCACUGUUAGAAAUUCAGCCACGGAAGGCAGAUUGUCUUUAUACUGAACGUGUCUACUGUGACAACUGUCGAACUUCAAUUGUUGACUUUCACAGAAGCUGUCCAAACUGUAAGUAUGAUCUUUGCCUUGUUUGCUGCCGGGAAAUGCGUGAUGGCCACUUGCAGGGUGGAGGUGAGGAAGUAGUUGUGGAAUAUUGUAAGCCCAAAUAUUUGGAAUACUUGCAUGGUAUAAUGAAACAAUCUGAGUCUCCAGAAAAAGACAGGUCAUCUACUGCUGAGUCAAAUUCUAAGGAUCAGAAUAGGUCAAUACCUGACUGGAAGGCAAAUGGGAAUGGUGGUAUUCCUUGCCCCCCAAAGGAAUUAGGUGGCUGUGGUGAUGGCCUCUUGGAACUUAGGUCUAUCUUUACAAAAAAUUGGGUUGCUGAAUUGGUGAUAAAGGCUGAAGAAGUAGUCAAAGCUCAUAAUCUUGAAGAUAUGCCUAAAUCUCCAGAACAAAUGUGCAAUUGUUACAACUCAGCAGGUGAGAUUGACAUGGGCAACAAUCAAUUAAGAAAAGCAGCUUCUCGAGAAGAAUCCAAUGAUAAUUAUUUGUAUAACCCGGUUGCUAAAGACAUUCAGCAUGGAGAUUUAAAGCAUUUCCAGUGGCAUUGGGCUAAAGGCGAGCCGGUUAUAGUCAGCAAUGUGCUUGACUGUGCAUUGGGGUUGAGUUGGGAACCAAUGGUUAUGUGGCGUGCUUUUCGUCAGAUUACAAAUAUAAAGCAUGGCCAACAUCUGGAUGUUAAGGCUAUUGAUUGCUUAGAUUGGUGUGAGGGGGAGGUCAACAUUCACCAAUUCUUUAAAGGCUACACAGAUGGUCGUUCUGACUGGAAAUUGUGGCCUCAAAUAUUGAAGUUAAAGGACUGGCCACCAUCUAAUUUAUUUGAGGAACGCUUGCCUCGUCAUAACAUUGAGUUUCUGGCUUGUUUGCCUUUUAAGGAAUAUACACAUCCUCGUGCUGGUGUUCUGAAUCUUGCUACCAAAUUGCCUGAAGAAUCUCUGAAGCCAGACAUGGGGCCAAAGACAUAUAUUGCUUAUGGGGUUGCUCAAGAGCUUGGACGCGGAGACUCUGUUACUAAGCUUCACUGUGAUAUGUCUGAUGCGGUGAAUGUUUUGACACAUACUGCUGAAGUGAAACUUAAACCUGAAGAUCUUCAUAACAUACAGAAGUUGAAACAGAAGCACAAAACUCAAGAUCAAAUGGAGAUAUUUGGUGUCACUCAGUCUGUUGAUGAAAAUUUCCAUGGUACAUCUUGUGGUGCACCUGCUAAUGAUAAUCAGAGUGGUGACAAGUGUGAUGAAUCUAGAGGAUCUGAACUGGAGGAGGCAGCAGAGGCAAUUGCAAAUCAAGGUAGUAGUGGAGAGAGUGGUGAGCCAUCUGAUGUUCCUCAAAGUGAGUUAGAAUCGGCUGAUGGAGGUGCUGUUUGGGACAUUUUUCGGAGACAAGAUGUUCCUAAGCUGCAUGAGUAUCUUAAUAAGCAUUUUAGAGAAUUCAGACAUAUUCAUUGUCGUCAAAUACCACAGGUUGUUCAUCCUAUUCAUGAUCAGAUCUUUUACCUCACUUUGGAGCAUAAAGCAAAGCUCAAGCAGGAAUAUGGAAUCGAACCUUGGACAUUCGUUCAGAAGCUUGGAGAGGCUGUUUUCAUUCCUGCAGGAUGCCCCCAUCAAGUCAGGAACCUUAAGUCAUGCAUAAAGGUUGCACUAGAUUUUGUCUCUCCUGAAAAUAUUGGUGAGUGUGCCCAUUUGACGGAGGAAUUCCGGUUGCUUCCUCCAAAUCAUAGGGCUAAAGAGGACAAGUUGGAGGUGAAAAAAAUGAUUCUGUAUGCAAUGAAUCAGGCUAUAAAGGAUUUGGAACAUCAGAGUCCAGAGUAA